This is a messenger RNA of Spea bombifrons (plains spadefoot toad), 2363 nucleotides long. It is a transcript of the gene SLC35F6, whose product is annotated as solute carrier family 35 member F6. Bases 159 to 1262 code for a protein of 367 amino acids. NCBI's taxonomy places the organism in Eukaryota, Metazoa, Chordata, Amphibia, Anura, Pelobatidae. Gene Ontology annotation, molecular function: transmembrane transporter activity. Gene Ontology annotation, biological process: transmembrane transport. The transcript has 6 exons. Gene Ontology annotation, cellular component: intracellular membrane-bounded organelle; membrane. The record is from RefSeq and is a predicted model, not a curated record.
CUCCUGCCCGUGACACGCAGCUCCUGCACGCCCUGCCUCUCAGCUGACUCGCCGGUCACAUGAUUUCAGAUUUUGCCCGGUAGAGGAAGCAGGGUAGCAGCUCAAGUUACUCGUUCUCGUAUGCCCCCUGGCAGAGGCAGCCCCAGACCUCCUGCACCAUGGCGUGGACCUCGUAUCAACUUCUCCUGGCGGGGAUGAUGCUCGUCACCGGCUCCAUUAAUACGCUGUCAGCUAAGUGGGCAGACAACUUUGAAGCAAAGGGAUGCAAAGACUCCUCGUCUCACCAGUUCCAGCACCCGUUCCUACAGGCGGUCGGCAUGUUCUUAGGAGAGCUCUCCUGUCUGGCGGUCUUCUACAUACUGGUGUUUAGAGACCGCCGCGCUCCGGAGCCCACCCUAUCGGCUUCACAACCAUUCAACUCCCUGCUCUUCCUCCCCCCGGCUCUUUGUGACAUGACGGGGACCAGCAUCAUGUAUGUGGCUCUGAACAUGACCAGCGCCUCCAGCUUCCAGAUGCUGCGCGGGGCGGUCAUCAUCUUCACGGGUCUGCUGUCGGUGGCUUUCCUGGGCCGGAAGCUGGAGUGCAGCCAGUGGGUCGGCAUUUUGGUCACCAUCGCCGGGCUGGUGGUUGUCGGCCUGGCGGAUCUGCUAAGCGGCCCAACCAGCGGGAAGAGCCUCAGUGACGUCAUUACGGGUGACCUGCUCAUAAUCAUGGCUCAAGUGAUUGUCUCCAUCCAGAUGGUUCUAGAAGAGAAAUUUGUCUACAAGCACAACGUGCACCCGCUCCGAGCCGUGGGCACCGAGGGUUUCUUUGGCUUCAUUAUCCUCACUUUGCUGUUGAUUCCUUUCUACUACAUCCCAGCAAGUGACUUCAGCAACAAUGACCGUGGGGUCCUUGAAGAUUCCUUAGAUGCCUUCUGCCAAAUGGGCAACCAGCCCCUGAUUAUCGUAGCUCUCCUGGGGAACAUCAGCAGCAUCGCCUUCUUCAAUUUCGCCGGGAUCAGCGUAACGAAGGAAAUCAGCGCGACCACCCGAAUGGUCCUGGACAGCCUGAGAACCGUCGUGAUCUGGGUGGUCAGCCUCGCGGUGGGAUGGGAGAAGUUCCACGCUCUGCAGAUCUUGGGCUUUAUCGUUCUCCUGGUGGGAACCGCUCUUUACAACGGCCUUCACAAGCCCCUGAUGUGCCGCAGGUGUCGGGAAGAGAGUGAUGAGACUCAGAGCCUCCUACGUGGAGAACAGACGGCCAUCAACGCGGAAUGUUGAUAUUAAGCAGGGGAUUCUACGCGAUACAAGAGAACUGUGUUCGGAACUCAUGGGCGUAUUCACUCAGACAUAUUUUAAGGCCAACCUUGGCCCAGUCAGCACAAAAAUACUAAAGUUUUUGCUUGGUUACCGUAUUCUAGCCUACAUCGGCUAAGCUGAGGCCUAGUCCGGCAGGUCCAGGCAGACCCCACCCCCUACGACGCCAAAAUAGGGGGCAUCUUGCCCUCAUGUCCCGCUGCUCAAUGAGACCGGAGAUCCUUGAUCUUCCGUCUCUACCCUUAACUCCACCCGCUGCUUUCGUGGGUGCUCUGCGUCAUAGAGCGCCAGGGUAUGAUGUCAUAUCCCAGCGCCCCGCAGCAUAGACGACGGCCAUGGAAGGGCCAGCUGGGGGCCGAGGUAAAUACGCCACUGACUGUGAUCCAAGCGUUUUCUUGUUUACUUUAUAUUAUAUAUGUAAAAAAAAAAAUUAAGGGAAUUUAGGCAAAUGCCCGGGAAAUUCUUCGCGGGGCAAAUUAUAAAUAGUAUUUUACGAUUUUUUAAUGAAACGGGUUUUCUGCGUUUAGAUAAAGUUUUUCGUUUAGUAACAUAUGUUUUAGCAACGUUUACACCAAAAAUAACCCAAAGGGUUGGAAUGCAGACUCGAGGAAGAAGGGCGGAAAAAAUCUGGGUGAAAUAAGCAUUGAGUUGUGGCUCUCUUUACUGAGAGAGUGGUGGAUAGCUGGAACCGCCUCCCAGCAGAAGUGGUAGAGGGUAAUACAGUGAGGGUAUUAAACAUGCAUGGGAUAGACAUACGGCUCCUGAAUCUAAGACGAGACUGACGACUGGUGCACUUCUGCUGGGAGGCUGUUCCGCUUAUCUAUGACAUCUACGCAUGUCACCCGUGACCAUGAAUGCAUUAAUAAUCAGUAAAGGUUUUCCGCGUGUCUGGAGAUGUUUUUUUCAUGAGCCGGGUCCGCGGUGCUCACGUGUAACGCAAACGUUCUCACACUGAUUAUUGUAAUUUUGUAAGAACUCGCACUAUUGCAUCGUCUGCUCGAUUAUAUGAGCGUUCAUCGUCAUGGCAACUGUCAAUAACUGUCAAUAAAAAGGAUUUCAAGGGAA